This is a messenger RNA of Gongylonema pulchrum, 516 nucleotides long. Lineage: Eukaryota; Metazoa; Nematoda; Chromadorea; Rhabditida; Gongylonematidae. The record is from the annotation of a GenBank genome assembly.
AUGAUUGAGGAGAGCCUCAUGCAUUUUGUUGGACAAAUCGUGAACGGCGCAGAGACUUAUUUUAAUGCACACAAAGCAUCGCCACCACUGCGCAUAAGGGCUGAAUUCCUCAUUUUGGUGACACAGAGCAUUGCGAAAUUACAACUUUCGACAAUUAGCAGCAUCGGUCGAGGCGCAAGGAAAGGCGAGGAGGGCGAAGAGAACGGCGGAACGAGCGAAUGCCAUUCGCCACUAUUGCUCUUUCAGACCACAUCUCCUGAAGUGCCUUGUCUCGAUUCAGUUGCAGCGGUGAAUGUUCCGAUUAAACUAUUCCACACGGAUCUGGGCCUUAGACGAUUGUUGGCGAAGCGUGAUUUGCUCAGCACGAGGGAAAUCUGGAAUUCGCAAAAAUGGACGAAGGAUGACCAGAAUUCAACAUUAAAGCUUCAUGAUCUUAGCUGUGCAUUUUAUACUUUUUUAUUGGGCCAGAUAGAGCAGGAGAAAAAUUCGAUAACCACUUACAGCAUAUCUGGAUGA